This is a messenger RNA of Mus musculus (house mouse), 3884 nucleotides long. It is a transcript of the gene Fkbp5, whose product is annotated as FK506 binding protein 5. The record is from RefSeq and is marked validated. The transcript is spliced from 11 exons. Bases 220 to 1590 code for a protein of 456 amino acids. Gene Ontology annotation, biological process: negative regulation of phosphatidylinositol 3-kinase/protein kinase B signal transduction; protein folding. Gene Ontology annotation, cellular component: nucleus; cytoplasm. Gene Ontology annotation, molecular function: protein-macromolecule adaptor activity; heat shock protein binding; peptidyl-prolyl cis-trans isomerase activity. Lineage: Eukaryota; Metazoa; Chordata; Mammalia; Rodentia; Muridae.
GGGGCGGGACGACGGCGGGCGCUGCCCGGCGCACUAGCCGGCUUGCGGGCGCUGCCAGUCUCCGGCGGCGGUGUCCGGCGCGCGGCUGAGCGACCGAGCGUGCGGACGGAGCGGCGGCCUGCUGGGCGGGCUGAGCGGCGCGCGCGGCGGCGGAGAGACGCGGAGCGAGGGACGCGGCGGCGGCGGACGCGGCGACAGGUCUUCUACUUACAAAGGACAAUGACUACUGAUGAGGGCACCAGUAACAAUGGAGAGAACCCAGCAGCCACCAUGACUGAGCAGGGUGAAGAUAUCACUACGAAGAAAGACAGAGGAGUAUUAAAGAUUGUCAAAAGAGUGGGGACUAGUGACGAGGCCCCAAUGUUUGGUGACAAAGUUUAUGUCCACUACAAAGGGAUGUUGUCAGAUGGAAAGAAGUUUGAUUCCAGUCAUGACAGAAAGAAGCCAUUUGCCUUUAGCCUUGGCCAAGGCCAGGUUAUCAAAGCCUGGGACAUUGGGGUGUCUACUAUGAAGAAAGGCGAGAUCUGCCAUUUAUUAUGUAAACCAGAAUAUGCUUAUGGCUCGGCUGGCCACCUCCAAAAAAUUCCAUCAAAUGCAACUCUCUUUUUUGAGAUUGAGCUCCUUGAUUUCAAAGGUGAGGAUUUAUUUGAAGAUUCAGGCGUUAUCCGUAGAAUCAAACGGAAAGGCGAGGGAUACUCAAACCCAAACGAAGGAGCAACGGUAAAAGUCCACCUGGAAGGCUGCUGUGGUGGAAGGACAUUUGAUUGCCGAGAUGUGGUGUUCGUUGUUGGGGAAGGAGAAGACCACGACAUUCCGAUUGGGAUCGACAAAGCCCUGGUGAAGAUGCAGAGAGAAGAACAGUGUAUUCUAUAUCUUGGACCACGCUAUGGUUUUGGAGAAGCCGGGAAGCCUAAGUUUGGCAUUGACCCCAAUGCUGAGCUUAUGUACGAGGUCACCCUUAAGAGCUUCGAGAAGGCCAAAGAAUCUUGGGAGAUGGACACCAAAGAAAAGCUGACGCAGGCUGCCAUCGUGAAAGAGAAGGGAACUGUGUACUUCAAGGGAGGCAAGUACACGCAGGCCGUGAUUCAGUACAGGAAGAUAGUGUCCUGGCUGGAGAUGGAAUACGGCCUGUCAGAGAAGGAGUCCAAAGCCUCAGAGUCGUUCCUCCUCGCAGCCUUCCUGAACCUGGCCAUGUGCUACCUGAAGCUCCGAGAGUACAACAAAGCCGUGGAGUGCUGCGACAAGGCCCUUGGACUGGACAGUGCCAAUGAGAAAGGCUUGUACAGAAGGGGCGAGGCCCAGCUGCUCAUGAAUGACUUUGAGUCGGCCAAGGGCGACUUCGAGAAGGUGUUGGCAGUCAAUCCUCAGAACAGGGCCGCUCGCCUGCAGAUCUCCAUGUGCCAGAGGAAGGCGAAGGAGCACAACGAGCGGGACCGCAGGGUGUACGCCAACAUGUUCAAGAAGUUCGCAGAGCGGGACGCAAAGGAGGAAGCCAGCAAAGCUGGGAGCAAGAAGGCUGUAGAAGGAGCCGCUGGCAAACAACACGAGAGUCAGGCCAUGGAAGAAGGAAAGGCCAAAGGCCAUGUAUGACGCUGCGCCACGGAGGGAAGAGAGUCCUAAUGAACUCGGCCCUCCUCGCUGGGCUCGCCUCCAACUCAGGACUGAACAGUGUUUAGUGUAAGGUUUGUUACAGUCUCUGUGAUUCUGGAAGCAAAUGGCAUACCAGUAGCUUCCCAAAUGACCACCUGCUGCUGCGGGGGGGUGGGGGUGGGGGACAUGCCAGGAAACAGCAGAGAAGGCCGCUGGUGUGAAGAGACCAGGCCAGCAGCUCAGUCCAGCCCAUUUCAGUUUGUCACCUUUCAGUGUCCAGCACAGCAUCCCUGUGAACCUAGGGCCCAGCUGCUGUGGGUUCUACAUCGGCACUAGGGUCACACUGCAGAAACCGUUGAUAAAACAAACUCAGUGAUCUCUGCUUUCCUAUUGGUGGGCAUGGCAGGGGCGGGUGAUGAGAUUUGCUUAGCACUGACUGACUGGCCUGCUAAGAACACAAGCCCACAGCCAGGGGCUCCCUGGUCCACAGCUGGGUCUCAGGCCCCUUACCUGCCUUCCAAGUCCUUUCGCAGACUCUUGAGUGUGGCUUUCUGUCCUAGCCAGCAUGUCCCACAGACUCUGUUGUUCCUCCAACGCCCGUCAUUAGUGACAGCUUUCUCUCUGAGUUUCUGUGGUGUGGAGAGUGGGUAGAAGUAGGUUUAUCUUUCCCGCUGUCUGCCCCACUCAAGGACGAUGUUAGCGCUCAGCCAUCCCUGCCCAGCACAGCUGCUCAGCCUCAUGCUCCCACCCGCACCCUUGCUGUGCAGAACCUAAGGCUUGCUCCCGUCCCAGACUCGAGUGGACGGACAUCCAUGUCCACCCAGGAUUGACGAAGGAAGGAACUUCACACUCCUCUAUCAUGCAAAAAUAGUUUUCAAUUUUUACUUUUUAGCUUGGGUUUUGAAAGGCAAACUCUAGGAGGCUUAAAACGGGCAGUUACUCUUAAGGCGAGGUAGAUACCUCAUCCUGCACCGCAGCCUCUGUAUUCUGGUGGGAGCUGUAAGGGUUGCGGGCUUCCGGUGUCCAUGCAUCAAGCCAAAGUCUCCAAAACUUGGGCAUUGAAUUAGGGCAAAUCUUAAAUAGUUUUGGGGUUGGAUUUUAGUCCUACAGGUGAUGAUUGAACGUGGCUGGCUUCUCCACAGCCUAAGGAACCCCCAUGGGGACACACCCACCACCCAAUGACCCAUGCACCUCUGCCUGGACAGCUCACUUCCAGCCCUAAGGACCACUGUGCUCAAGAUGUGUGGCUGUAGUAAGACAGUCUCAUGUCAGGCAUUAAGUCAAGGCCUUCCUUCACACCUGCGGGACAGCGCUUCUGAGGCUCCAGUUCUGCUCUGCUCGAAGCAGGAGGGAUGGGUUGUGAAGGAGUCUGGGAUGUGACUGGGACCCUCGCAUCUCACACUCGGCACUCUGCCUCUUUCCAUCCAUGUUUGAGAGCCCUGGUCUCACCAGGAAGUGCAGAGCAGGAGCCGACUGUGUGUGUAAUGCUCUAGUGUUUGUAGUUCUCUUCACUAGCCUUGCAGCGCCAGGGAGGCCGGGCUGGAAUUUGAGCCUAACAUGUUAGGUUUUUACGGGAAAGCUCUUUUUCCAGCUGUCUCCCAAGUGCGUAUUGUGGGCCAAGGAGACUGGUAUGGGAAGGGGGGAUGGUCAAGGUUCCAAGCCAGAAAUGGAAGGUGCCCAGCACCCCUGGAUUUUACAUGUUCUUGUAUUCAGUAAUCUCAGACGAUUUACACGGAAAUCAGAAGAUGUCUUCAAAUACCCUUAGACUGGAUAGAGUGAUGGGGAAGCAGAUGAUGCAUUGAAAUUUUGGUUUUUAAAAAAUCACUUAGAUGCUGGGAGUAAUGGUGACACACACCCUUGGUCCCGUGACCUGGGAGGCCCUGUCUCAAAACAAAACAAAAAAUCAUUUAGAUGCAUUUUGUGUUCCUUAAAUAAAUUUUUUAAAAAGUGGUUUUUCAUUGUUCAUGGCUUUUUGUUUUUGUUGUUUGUUUGAUUUUUGAAGUUUACUUUUAUCUUUGUCUGCUAGAGUUUUGUGUCCAGCUGCCCUUGGGGACCAGAAAGGGACUUUGAAUCUCCUUGAAAUGAAGAUACAGUUGUUAGCCAGAUGUGGGUGUUGAGAACUGAACCCAAGUCCUCUGAAAAGCAGGAAGUGCUCUUAACUGCUGGGCUGCCCCUCUCCCACCCCUCCAUUGUUUGGGUUUGACUUAAACACUUGAUUUUUUUUAUGAUUUUUUUAAACAGAUUUAUUUAUUGUAUGUAUGUGAAUACGCUGUUGUUGUCUUCAGGCACAGCAG